GUCAGUGUUAAAGGAAAGACUGUCUGCUUCUAUCAAAGCUGAACAUCCCCAAAGGUUUGUUAGCCGGGCACAAGUGUUCAGCUUCAAUAAUCUGUUAUGCAAUGGAUUUUCUGCAAGUAUCUGAGUUUAUGUGUGUGAGAAGAUAUAUUAGUACCUGCCAGUGCAUCAUGAUUUCACCUCUUUGAAGGUACAGUACUUGGAUGGGAUUAUGCAGUUUCAGGUUUGACAAGACAGCAUCGUCUUUCUCUUGUUGUUUUGCAGGAACCACUCUGAACCUGACUUGCAGAGCAUUCUUCGGCUACAGCGGCGACGUCAGCCCGCUCAUCUACUGGAUGAAGGGAGAGAAGUUCAUAGAGGACCUGGACGAAGAGAGAGUCCAGGAGAGCGAGAUCAAAGUCAUCAAGGAGCAUCUCGGUGAACAAGAAGUAGCCAUCUCCCUGACUAUUGACUCUUUGGAGGAGGAGGACUUGGGAAAUUAUUCCUGUUAUGUGGAAAAUGGCAACGGUCGCCGUCAAGCAACUAUCCAGCUGUUCAGACGGGAGCUCAUGUACACAGUGGAGCUGGCAGGAGGCCUGGGAGCCAUCCUGCUGCUGCUCAUCUUUCUCAUCUCCCUCUACAAAUGCUACAAGAUCGAGCUGAUGCUGUUCUAUAGGAGGCACUUUGGCAGCGAGGACGUUGAUGGAGAAAACAAAGACUAUGAUGCGUACCUGUCCUACACCAAAGUGGACCCCGAUCAGUGGAGUCAGGAGACCCGAGAGGAGGAGCGCUUCGCCCUGGAGAUCCUCCCCGACGUCCUGGAGAAGCACUACGGCUACAAGCUCUUCAUCCCAGACCGGGACCUCAUCCCAACAGGAAGUCUGACCAAUGAGCAUUACCCGGAUGACACGCGGCUGUUUAGAGCCUACAUAGAGGACGUGGCGCGCUGCGUGGACCAGAGCAAGCGCCUCAUCAUCGUCAUGACGCCCAACUACGUGGUGCGGCGCGGCUGGAGCAUCUUCGAGCUGGAGACGCGGCUGCGCAACAUGCUGGUGACGGGCGAGAUCAAGGUCAUCCUGAUCGAGUGCGCCGAGCUGCGCGGCAUCAUGAACUACCAGGAGGUGGAGGCGCUCAAGCACACCAUCAAAACCCUCACCGUCAUCAAGUGGCGCGGCCCCAAGAGCAACAAGCUCAGCUCCAAGUUCUGGAAGCAGCUGCAGUACGAGAUGCCGUUCCGACGCACAGAGCCCAUGCUCGGCCACGAGCCGGCGCUGGACGUCAGCGAGCAGGGCCCCUUCGGCGAGCUGCAGACCGUGUCCGCCAUCUCCAUGGCGGCGGCCACGUCCACCGCCAUGGCCACCGCCCACCCCGAGCUGCGCUCCUCCUUCCACAACACCUACCACACCACCAUGAGGCAGAAACACUACUACCGCAGCUACGAGUACGACAUCCCCCCGGGUGGGACGCUGCCGCCGCUCUCCUCCCUGGGCAACCAGCACACCUACUGCAACAUCCCGCUCACGCUGCUCAACGGACAGAGGCCGCCCGGGAAGAGCCGCGAGCACAGCCUGGAGGAGGCCCACGCCAACAACGCCAUGCUCCCGCUGCUGCCGCGCGAGACCAGCAUCUCCAGCGUCAUCUGGUAGCGGCGCGCGCGCUCGGCGCCGGCCGCGGGAGGCGUGAGGAGCGGCGAGGAGCGUGGCCCGCGGGCUCCGCGGCGCCGAGGAGCGCGGCGGAUCCGCUCGGGUUCUGCUGUUGUUCACCACCGGCGUGUGAUGGAGAUGCAGCAGCUCUUCGGACUCCAUUCGUUCUGUUUUUGUUAUUGCUUUUGAAGUGGACGGCUCCUCUGUGACGGGGAGGUUUUCUAUGUGACGCGACUGGAGAUACAAUGAAAACACUGUUUCAUCCAGUGGCAAGCGACGGACUUGCGAGGACUCCACCUUAAAGAACCGACACACUAUUGCAAUUGUGCACACACACACACACAAACACUUCCAAAUGUCAUACAUACAAACACAAGGAAAACAGGGUCUUGUACAUAUGUUUCAAUUUCUUUGUAGCAUCAGUGUUUUCCUGUUAUGUUCUUUUGUUUGUUUUAUUCAAUCAUGUUUGUUGCCUUCUCUACUGUAGGAAUUUGCUUUAACUUGUAAUACAGAUUUGUAUGUUUUGUUGUUUUCACUUUAGUUUACUUUUUGAUUUUUAUUUCGACACGCUUGUUCGGAAAGCCAGUAAAUCAUGUAUCUGCGCUGUUUCUUUUUCUUUCCCUUUUUGUGUUUUGUUUGUUUUUUAAACCUUUUGUGUAGUUUAAGAGAUCAUUUUUUUAACACUUUUGGAAUUGCCUGGACAUUUCAGGAGCUUCAAGGAGCUGUUUUGUUUACCUGUACAAGGUGUAUCUAGUUUAAAAGGAAACUCUCUUUUAAAAAAUUAUAGAAUAUGCAAAAAGAAGGAGGAGCUGGCAGCAAUCCUGUCGCGUGAGACAGCAAAGGAGGAGCGGUUGGGGGCAGUGCUGGUCCUCUCCAAUCAGAAAGACUGAUAGACUGGCAGAUCUCUCUAAAGCUUCAUAUUUUCUAUUGAAACAAGUGAUAGUGAAAUGCCUCACCUUAAAAGAAAUCUGUAGAUUAUUUUAAAAAGAAUUCUAUUUUUAUAACAGAAAUGAGUUUGCUUGAGAAGUCAUACUUAUUUGCAUUUCAUCUACCAUAGACGGGGGGAUUUGUGUAUAAGUGUUGGUUAUGCUGGUUUUGUAUCCUUGCAAUGUGGUUCUUGGUUUGUUAAGAGAUUAAGGUGGCGUUUGAAUCCCACAGGAAAAAAUAAGUCCUCUAUCAUUCUAGAUUCAAAAGUAAAGCAUUUUCAGUGUUUUGGUUUUUAAAACAUAAUAUUAUUCCCAUCCUGAUAAUUACUUUGGUUCAUACGAAUAGUUCAUGUUUAGGGAAAGAAAAAAUUUGUGUUUUGAAAGACUUUUUAAAUAUAUUUGAAGGUGUGAUUUUUGAGUAUGCAUAGCAAAUAGAUAUGUAUUCUAUAUAUAAUAUAGAUAUUUAUAUAAAUAUAUAAACACAAUUUUCACUUGGAAAGAAAUGUCUAUCUUUAUAGAAACACAAUCAUUAUCAGUUGCCCUUACUUUCUCACUGCACAUUAAAAACAUUGAUUUCC
Messenger RNA from Betta splendens (Siamese fighting fish), 3123 nucleotides. RefSeq names its product interleukin-1 receptor accessory protein-like 1-B. The coding region runs from base 201 to 1622 and encodes 473 amino acids. The record is from RefSeq and is a predicted model, not a curated record. The transcript is spliced from 6 exons. Gene Ontology annotation, biological process: negative regulation of exocytosis; signal transduction. NCBI's taxonomy places the organism in Eukaryota, Metazoa, Chordata, Actinopteri, Anabantiformes, Osphronemidae.